This is a messenger RNA of Anopheles nili, 3773 nucleotides long. RefSeq names its product syndetin (gene Vps50). Gene Ontology annotation, cellular component: EARP complex. The transcript has 4 exons. Bases 1 to 3093 code for a protein of 1030 amino acids. The record is from RefSeq and is a predicted model, not a curated record. Gene Ontology annotation, biological process: retrograde transport, endosome to Golgi; endocytic recycling. Gene Ontology annotation, molecular function: SNARE binding. Lineage: Eukaryota; Metazoa; Arthropoda; Insecta; Diptera; Culicidae.
AUGGAGAAGGUGGAGGAAAUCAAGUACAAAGUGCUGGAGCUGAUCAAUAAGAAGAAGGAGGUUAAAAUUCCAAAGAUGGGCUUCACGGACUACUACAUGCACCAGCAGCAGGCGAACCGGGUCGCUUCCGGUGCGGUACUUCCAGCUGGAACUUCGAAACAGGGCUCUCACGGGUCAACAGCUGGUGGGGCUGGCACCACGGGACAAUAUGACUGGGUGGAGGAAAUCACGCGUGACGACCUCAGCGUCGGUGUUCGGAAAGGCACCAUUGAUGAUCAAUCCGCUAGUGGGUCGGGGAAGCUCUCCGACCAGGAAGUGCUCGAAUCCACCGAGGCAAUCUACUUCGACGGUGGCAGCAACACCGGGCUGCACGAGCUGCGUAAGCUUUCCGAACGCGAGCAGCUGUUGGAUUGCGAUUCGAUCGAGCAGUCAAUGGGAGUGCUGAAACGCCAGCACCGGGUUAUCUCGAAAAAGGUGCUCCAGUUGAUCCUGGAACAGCGGACCGCUUGCGACGAGGAGUUCCAGCGUAUCCGCGAGACGGAGCGGUUGUUGCGUGACACUGUGGGAAUGUGCCGAGCGGCACGCCUUAAGCUCGACACCUCUAAGCUACUGCUGACGACGACGAAUCUGGAGAUAUUGGCCGCUUACAAGAAACGCCAGACAUUGGUGAACCUUUUGCGCACCCUGACUGCUCUCAAGAGCAUGCGUUCGAUUGACCAACGGCUACAGCGUCGGCUGACGGAUGCCGAUUACGGUGGGGCGAUCGCGAUCCUGCUCGAGAACAAGAACCUGUCGCAGCGCUUCCACCAGUACCGGUGUGUCGAGUCGCUGUCGCACAAGCUGCAGGAUACGCUGCUGCUGACGGAAGUCCAGCUGGAGAGCGUUUUGGGCGAGAUGCCAUCCGAGUUCGAGCCAGCUCGCUACCAGAAGCUGCAGGAGGCAUACCAGCUGCUCGGCAAGCAGCUGAUCGCGAUGGAUCAGCUGCAUAUGAACUUCGUCUCGUCGGUGCACACGGCCGCGUUCACCGUCCUACGCCAGCACAUGGACGUAAGCGUGGAGGAAAGCAAGAAGCUGACGUACGAGCAAAUGUGCGACUGCGUUCCGGUGGAUAAGUACGUGCAUUGUUUGACGGCACUUUGCCGCGCCUUCUGGAAGAUCCUGGUAUCGUACCACCAAGUCCGCUGCUGGCACCAGAAUCGCUGUCUCUACGAGAAAGCACCUCCACCGGUAGAGCCAGGAACCGGGCCUGAUCCGCCCGACCGAUCGUCUUCCGCUUUCCAUCAGGAGUACAUCCACCAGAAGCUGGAGACGGGCCAGUUCCGGCUGUGGAAUGAUGUCCAGGGCAAGGUGUGCGUGUUUAUCGGCACCGGUCGGCUACACGCGCUCAAGUACGAUCAGUUCGUGCAGAUACUGGCGAUAGUGCAGCGACUAAAGAAGGUUGGAGGCGAGUUUUGUGACAGCCGAUCCGAGCGGUUACUCACCACGAUGCAGCAACAGAGCAUGGAGUUCUUCCGGCGAUAUCAUGCCGCUUGUUUGGAGGAGAUUGGGCUGUUCUUCGACCACGAGGUGUGGGUACCGAUUGGAAGCUUCCACGAUGUGACACAGCUGCAAGAGUAUCGGAACUUCCGACAUGCGCUCGCACGUACAGCAGCCGCUCGAACGGCCCGCGGUAGUCCUGCCGGAACGGCUCGUAGUGGAGAGACACCCGCUGCCGAUCUGAUCCCGGACAGUGCAUCGUCGAUGCAUUCGCAGGAUGAGAGCUCGCUGUACGGAUCUUGUGGGUAUUUUCUGCGUUUUACCGAGAAGAGCUCACCGUUUGAUGGUGGCUUCGACAGCACGAUGCUAGAGGAGGAUAUCCUGGCCGGAAUCGCGGAUGAAUCGUCCUACUACUGCUCGGAGGAUAGCAGCGAUAAUAAUGAGCAGCAAUCGCCAGGCUCACCCGGUCCUCACGUGCCUCCGACCGUCUCGACAGCACCCUCGACACCCAUCGUCGUGGUUAACACGUCUCUCACGGUGCUACGGUGUAUCGGGCGAUAUCUCUACUUCUGCAAGCUGCUGCACCCAAUCACACCUCACAUCGUACGCUCGAUGGCCGAGUUAAUCGACUACUAUCUCUACUCGGUGCAUGAUCUAUUUUCCGCAGAUUUGCCGGUGCCACGAGACAACCUGGCCAGUGGGCGGCUUCGUACGGCGCUGCAACGUAUCCAGGCAGAAUUGCUACCGAAGUUGCGCCGCGUUUGGCCACUCUCAGAUGAGAUGGUGCGGCCAGAUCUGUCUGAUCCGGACACGGUGUACGGAUUGCAUCGACGUAUCGUCGCGAGCGAAAGCUGCCUCACACUCGUGGCCCAGUUCCGCCAGAUGGAACCGUAUUUGGGUGGGUUGCUUGGAGCUGGUGGUAAUCUUGAUGAGGGUGGCUGGACACAGACGGCACUACGCGAGUACCUCGUACGUACGGCGGAGUACGUACCGGAUGUACGAAAGCCCAUCUUUAUGUGCUCAACGGCUCGCAUCAUCGAUCUGCAGGCCGUGUUGGGCGCAAUGAACAAAGUCAAAUGGGACAUCAACCACGUGAACGUGCAACAUUCGCCGUACAUCGACACCAUCAACCGGGGUGUCCAGUACUUUGCCAUGAAGCUGGAAGAGGAAACCUCCUCCGUGUUGCUGUCCCGGGAUGUACUGUGGGACAGUUUCGUACACGUGCUAACGCAUCUCCUCGUCGAAGGGUUCUCUAAUGCCAAAAAGUGCUCGGCGGGUGGUCGUGCGCUGAUGCAGCUCGAUUUCACCCACUUCUGGUCGCUGCUGGAGAUUGUGUCCGGUGGCAAACAUCCGGAGCAUCGGGCGUACGUCGAGCAGUACGUGAAGGCGUACUACUUACCGAAGGACCUGCUCGAGCAGUGGUUGCUCGAACCGCACGGUUAUUCGUCGAAGCAUCUGGCUGGGCUGGUGCAGUGUGCGUGCAGUAGCGACAAGAAGGCCCGCCAACGGCUCCUGGCGCUGGUUGAAUCAUCCGCAGGACCUGCGACGCCGGCCGAUUCCUCUCCCACGUCACCUGCGGCUAUCCCGACCGAAUCCGGCCUUCCGUCGGAACCUUAACUGAUCUGAUUCGAACGACGAUCUGACGGGCAUCGCCCAUCUCUUUGUUUUGUUUGUUUAUUUGUGUUUUUGCGUUUCGUCUAAUUUUUUUGUUUGUUUGUAGCCGUAUGAUCGACUCCUGUUUUGGAACCACACCGUGCGAUAGGAAUUAGUGAUCGCACCGCUACCAAACGGGACUAGUACAAUUAACCCUUAGGCUACAUUGUCCAGCACUAGUAUUGCAAUAAUUCUCGUCACUAUCGUCGGCUGUCCUGGCCGGCGUGAUUAGUCAUCUUACACUGCUAUUGGCAGGGCUGGAACCCUGGAUGAUGCGGUCGUACCGUGGAUUUUGCAGUUCACUCCCGCGAUUCGGGCUCGAGCCCUGCGAUUAAAUUGUGCAAUUAUUUUCGAUAACUCUUUUACUCUUUAAGCGGUACUCUUCCUCUCUCCAAUCUCGAACAAAUCAUGACCCGGAGCGAUCGCUCCCUCCUCCCAUUUCUCGCUUGUUUUCCGACCAACCGGCGAGUGCCGGUCUCUAAUUUAUGCCCAUCACUAGUUGCUAAUUUUAUUAUUGUUAUAUGCUCAGCCUGCUGCUAGCAUUCCGGUUCGCCCGUGGCGGGGUGCCACCCUAGAGGGAACCUUAUUUAUCUGUAAGCGAACAAUGGCAAAAUAAAAGACAUCGGCCCAACCAGGGGGUUGAA